AUUUAGUAAUUUACAAAUAAUCAUUUAGAUCACAAAUUGGUUUGUAAUAAAUAUAUAUAUUGGUUACGGAAUUAAAGUACAAAUAAUAUUACAACAAACAAAACAAUAAGACUUUCCAAUAAUGAGAUUCUGUGAAAACAUAGCUAUUAUUGUUUUUAUCAAAUGUUUUAUUUGUAUUUCACUAUUAAGUGCACAGAAUAAUAGCCAUAUUAGUGGUGGUGACCAAACACUAGUGGUUGUGCUAAACGAUGACAACACGUCUACUGUUUUGCAAACUCCAGGUUUUCCAACAAAACAUUAUCCUAAAAAUUAUAGAGUUAACUAUGAUAUAAAGGUCAAUUUAAGCGAACGGAUCCAACAAUUGUCUUCACGUUUGAGAAUCAAAUUAGAAUAUAUAGCUAUAGAGCCAUCAGAUCAUUGCAAUGAAUCUAAUUUACAAAUAAUAUUCCCAAUGGGAGAGAUCAGAGUAUUUUGUGGUCUACAUGCGGGCAAAACUAUGAUCUCUGACUCGGGUACGGCUCGGGUAGAGUUCAAAGGUAACGACUUAGAACAGGACAGAGGAUUCAAGAUUGUCGCCGAUAUUAUUCGAUCCAAUUGUUCCCAAAAAUUUGUCAACAAAACAGAUGUUACCAUCGAAUCGCCAAACUAUCCGAACAAUUAUGACGAAGAAACUACCUGUGUUUGGGAGAUAGAGGUGCCAAAUGGGAAAUUUAUUAAACUCACAUUUGACGGUCCAAUCGAUAUCAAUGUCCCCAAUAGCAACAUCUGUGCCGAAGAUUAUCUAUUAGUCAGUCAAAGUGGCGAUUUUGAUGUCGAUGUUCAACGAUUCUGUGGUAACCAGAAUCCCAGUCCUAUAAUAAGCACAUCAAACAAAAUGCUUAUUAAAUUCAACUCAAACUCUGCAAACACUGCCAAAGGAUUUCGGGCAAAGUUUGUUGAACACGACAGACCUGAAUCAGCACCGGCUAGACUACCGAUGCUUACGCCCGAGGGUUGUCCUUGUGGUAAAGAAAAUCUGAGAUUUAAACGCAUUGUCGGCGGUAGUGAAGUAAAUCCUGCACAUCGUUAUCCAUGGAUGGUAUCAAUUGGAUCCAGUCGUGGCUCUCCCUUCUGUGGCGGCGCUCUUAUAAACAAUUUAUACGUAUUAACAGCUGCUCACUGCGUGGUGGAUGAAAAUCCCGAAAGUAUUGGCGUACGUAUUGGUCAGCAUAGUCUACAAGAGCCGACUCCCAUAUUGAAGAUAUCGGCGAUCAAAUUACACGAUGACUAUGAUUCUGUGUCCCAGAAAAAUGACAUCGCAGUGCUUCGGCUCCAGAAUCCGAUCCAAUACAACGAAAACAUAGAACCCGUUUGUAUACCUCCGAGCGAUCUCGACGAUCCCGACGGUCUCUGGGUAUCCGGUUGGGGUCGUACUGAUGAAGGCGGACGUACCAGUGAUCGGCUAAACGAGGUAACACUACCGCAGUACUCGUUGGCCAAAUGCGAGAACAAAUACGCCGGUUUGGUCAGCGAUAAACAAUUGUGUGCCGGAGGUAUCAAAGGACAAGACGCUUGUCAGGGAGAUUCAGGCGGUCCUCUGCAGUCAAAAAUUAACGGAAAAGUCAAUAUUGUUGGUAUUAUCUCAUGGGGUAUCGGAUGCGCGCGUGAGAACUAUCCGGGAGUUUACACACGAGUCUCAGCUUAUUUGAAAUGGAUUGAAGACAAGACCCGAGACGGCACCUAUUGUUUGGCAGACAACUCGACCUCCAAUUUAAUUGACCAACCGAUUCAACCGAACUUUGAAAGUUGCGGUAUUCCUAACCAUAAAUUAUCAAAAAGAGUUGUCGGCGGAACAGAGACAAUACCUCAAGAGUUUCCAUGGAUUGUCGUAAUUGCAGUCAAUAACCAAAUUAUGGGAAGCGGUUCACUAAUUGCGGCAAAUGUUGUGCUGACUUCAGCACAUAAACUCAAAGAAAUUUAUGACAAAAAUCGCAAUCCGGAUAUCAAAGUGAUUGUCGGCGCACACGAUGUGACCAAAAGUGAACCAAACAAACGUGUCUAUAGAGUCAAUCAAAUCAUAUUUCAUCCGAAAUUUGGUCAAAACGCUCCGCUCGACAAUGAUUUUGCAAUUCUAGAGCUCAAGUCAACUGCCGAAGGCUUUCUGCCGCAGAACCGACCCGUUUGUCUGCCGAGAAGCGAUACGCCAUACAAAGUGGGCGCUUCGAUCAUCGGCGCCGGUUGGGGACGUACUUCGACUAACAGUGCCGGCAGUAGAGUGUUGAGAAAAGUCGAAUUACAUCUAUCGAGUAGAUCCCAGUGCUCCAGAAUUUACAAGUACUUGACUGAUUCAAUGAUAUGCGCUCAGGAAGACAAAAAAGAUAUGUGUACCGGUGAUGAAGGGGCACCACUUAUGCAGUAUUUUGAGGGUCGUAUGUAUUUGUUUGGUGUCUAUUCGUAUCAAUCAUCGAGUGGUUGUGUCAGUGGUAACCCCAGUAUCUUUGGCGAUGUCAGGUAUACUCUCGAAUGGAUACGCGAUGUAACCAACAAUGCCAUCAAAACGGCUUAA
Molecule: messenger RNA, 2545 nt
Organism: Oppia nitens
Lineage: Eukaryota; Metazoa; Arthropoda; Arachnida; Sarcoptiformes; Oppiidae
Product: ovochymase-2-like
Exons: 8
Coding region: 122-2545 (807 amino acids)
Biological process (GO): proteolysis; complement activation
Cellular component (GO): extracellular region
Molecular function (GO): serine-type endopeptidase activity
Source: RefSeq, a predicted model, not a curated record